GAAAACCUAAUUUCUUUCAUUGACUGCAGGACAUCCCAAGGGAAAUAUAAAUAAAUCCUAAUUCUCAUGGUGACCUAAACGCUUAGUUUUUUUUGCAGACUGGUAAAACGACCAAGUUCGCUUAGUCUCUGGGGUAAAGAACAGAUCAGUUUCGUGUCGAGAUCAGGAGAGGGAAAGAAGAAGCAGAGGGAGAGACAGAGCAGCAACUAUGGCAGCCACGUUAGCACAGCCAGAUGUGAAAUUGUUUAAUCGUUGGACUUUUGAAGAUAUUGAGGUUAGUGACUUCUCUCUACAAGAUUACAUAGCUGUUUCGGCACGAAAGCAUGCUACUUUUGUUCCCCAUACUGCUGGACGAUAUUCAGUUAAACGAUUCCGAAAGGCACAAUGCCCUAUUGUUGAGCGGUUGACAAAUUCUCUGAUGAUGCACGGGCGAAAUAAUGGAAAGAAAUUAAUGGCUGUGCGAAUAGUAAAACAUGCCAUGGAAAUUAUUCAUUUACUUACUGACCAGAACCCAAUACAGGUCAUUGUUGAUGCUAUUAUCAACAGUGGUCCACGAGAAGAUGCAACCCGAAUUGGUUCUGCAGGUGUUGUAAGACGACAAGCAGUUGAUAUAUCUCCCCUGAGACGUGUCAAUCAGGCAAUCUAUCUUCUUACUACUGGUGCACGGGAAAGUGCAUUCCGAAACAUUAAAACAAUUGCUGAGUGUCUUGCAGACGAGCUUAUCAACGCUGCCAAGGGAUCGUCAAACAGUUACGCAAUUAAGAAGAAAGAUGAGAUUGAAAGGGUUGCGAAGGCAAAUCGUUGAUUUGUCAAGCUACCUUCAGCCGGAGUACUUGUAUCUCCAUUGUUAGUCUACAGCUUUUAAUGCAACUCUAAAAGCAAAAAUUUUGAAAGCAAAUGUUAUGUUUCAAAUCACAAAUUUGAAAAGACAGCUAAAAUAUAUCUGAACUCAAUUUGUAUUGGUUAUGGCAAAAAUUACAUUCCCAGUCCUAUACCAUGGCCCCUUUGUGUGUAUUUCGCAAAAUCGUUGACAAAAAUUGUGUAUGAUCUCUUACAUUAAUAUUUUGGAACACACGUCAUGAUCUAUCAUUAUGAUAACAUUGGCAAAUAUGUUUAAAUUA
Molecule: messenger RNA, 1121 nt
Organism: Cryptomeria japonica (Japanese cedar)
Lineage: Eukaryota; Viridiplantae; Streptophyta; Pinopsida; Cupressales; Cupressaceae
Product: small ribosomal subunit protein uS7
Exons: 5
Coding region: 209-805 (198 amino acids)
Biological process (GO): ribosomal small subunit assembly; translation
Cellular component (GO): cytosolic small ribosomal subunit; ribosome
Molecular function (GO): rRNA binding; mRNA binding; structural constituent of ribosome
Source: RefSeq, a predicted model, not a curated record